Molecule: messenger RNA, 1463 nt
Organism: Larimichthys crocea (large yellow croaker)
Lineage: Eukaryota; Metazoa; Chordata; Actinopteri; Sciaenidae
Gene: ptgr2
Product: prostaglandin reductase 2
Exons: 9
Coding region: 145-1188 (347 amino acids)
Biological process (GO): prostaglandin metabolic process
Molecular function (GO): 15-oxoprostaglandin 13-reductase [NAD(P)+] activity
Source: RefSeq, a predicted model, not a curated record
UUGUUUACAGGGAAUCAUCUCGCCUUUGAUGCUAAUUCAGACUCCAGUGGUCUGUUGACUUUCUGCAGGCUUACAGACAGCACAGACAAGAAAGGACACGCUGCAAACCUGCUGGUUAGCCUCUGCUAACGUUACUCUUCGAGGAUGCAGGUGCAGAGAGUUGUUCUCAACUCGCGGCCAGGUAAAAAUGGGGCGCCAGGUCCUGAAAAUUUCCGUCUGGAGGAGAUGACUUUAACACCUGAGCUGAAAGAUGGGGAGGUCCUGGUUCGGACGCUUUACCUGUCAGUGGACCCUUACAUGAGGUGCAGAAUGAAUGACGACACCGGUGCUGAUUAUCUGACCCCGUGGCAGCUCUCCGAGUGUGUCGAUGGUGGCGGUGUCGGCGUGGUGGAGUCCAGCCGCUGUGCUGAUCGCGCUGAAGGAGACGUGGUCACUUUUUUCAACUGGCCCUGGCAGACGCAUGCUGUCAUGAAAGGAAGCGUCCUACAGAAGGUCGAUCCUCAGUUGGUUGAUGGACACUUGUCUUACUUCCUGGGUGCAGUCGGCAUCACGGGCCUCACAGCACUGUUUGGCGUCAGGGAAAAGGGUCAUGUGACCAAAGGGGCCCAUCAGACGAUGGUGGUGAGUGGAGCGGCUGGAGCCUGUGGUUCCAUCGCCGGGCAGAUUGGCCGGCUCGAUGGUUGUGUGAGAGUGGUCGGGAUCUGCGGUACUGAUGAGAAGUGCAGAGCUUUGGUGGAAGACCUCGGCUUCACUGCAGCCGUCAACUACCGCCAAGAGGACGUCCCUGCGAGGCUCAAAGAGUGCUGCCCCGAUGGGAUAGAUGUUUACUUUGACAACGUCGGAGGUGCCAUCAGCGAUACCGUAAUCGCACAGUUGAACAACGGCGGCCACGUGAUCCUGUGUGGGCAGAUCUCCCAGUACAACAAGGAUGUGCCGUAUCCUCCGCCCCUGAGCGAGGAGAUACACGAGACCUUGCAAAGUAAGAACAUCACCCGGGAGCGAUUUAUGGUGCUUAACUACAUGAACAAAGCAGACGCUGCCCUCUGCGAGCUCAGCCAGUGGGUGAAAUCAGGGCAAAUCAAGGUGCUGGAAACUGUGGUGAACGGCAUUGAAAACAUGGGAGAUGCAUUUUGCUCGAUGAUGAAAGGGGGAAACAUCGGCAAGCAAAUUAUCAAGAUAUCAGAGUGAAGACAAACAGCUGCAGCCGCCAGUAGAGACUGCGCUCAACAGAUGUCUUGGGAAAUCAACCAACAUAUUGACUUUCUAUCGCUGCUAUUAACACUAACUUUGAUGCACUGAGGUACGAUUAGUGUCUUGAUUAGAUGAUGCCGGUUGAUUACAAUGAUGAACCGUAGAUGAACAAUUACAUAAUGUUCACUAAUAUUGUGUACUAAAGAAAAACAAAAUGAAUACUUGUUUAAUACUUAGUAAUUUAGACUUUUAAAUAAAUGUAGAUUACAAUA